This is a messenger RNA of Staurois parvus, 309 nucleotides long. NCBI's taxonomy places the organism in Eukaryota, Metazoa, Chordata, Amphibia, Anura, Ranidae. The record is from the annotation of a GenBank genome assembly.
UACCAGAAUGUAAACAGAGCUGGGUCGAGAGAGCGUGCGCCUUGCACACUCCCGGCACAGUUACCAGGAAAGCUCCCAAAUCUCUACUUGAGAUCUGGAACCUUCAGAUCAUGUGUCCAAUGUGACAGCCAGGGGCGGACUGACAACUCAUGGGGCCCCCGGGCAAUAGGGGAUCAUGGGGCCCCUGUGCCCUUGCCCAAACUCAAAAAAGCCUAUGAAAAAGGUACCAGGGGCAUCUCAUGGGGCCCCCUACUGACCCCCCGCGCCCUCGGGCAGUGCCCGAGUUUCCAAAUGGUCAGUCCGCCCCUG